AUGGCGGAUCGUGAACGUCCUGCGAAAACCCCUAUAAGGGUGGGUUUUUAUGACAUAGAAAGGACUAUUGGCAAAGGUAACUUUGCCGUUGUAAAAUUAGCGCGACAUCGAAUAACGAAGACUGAGGUAGCAAUUAAGAUUAUAGAUAAAUCACAAUUAGACGCUAGCAAUCUUCAGAAGGUUUACAGAGAAGUGGACAUCAUGAAGAGGCUGGAUCAUCCUCAUAUUAUUAAGCUUUAUCAGGUUAUGGAAACAAAGAACAUGAUCUACAUUGUAUCAGAAUAUGCAAGCAAAGGAGAAAUUUUUGACUAUAUCGCGAGGUAUGGUCGGAUGGCCGAGCAAGCUGCAAGGCGUAAGUUCUGGCAGAUCUUGUCCGCUGUGGAGUACUGCCACGAGAGGCGAAUUGUGCACAGGGAUCUCAAGGCGGAAAACUUGCUGUUGGAUGCGAAUAUGAAUAUCAAGAUUGCAGACUUCGGCUUUAGCAAUUAUUACGCCACUGGUGAGCUUCUGGCCACGUGGUGUGGAUCUCCACCCUACGCUGCGCCGGAGGUGUUCGAAGGCAAACGGUACACGGGCCCGGAAAUUGAUAUAUGGAGCCUCGGGGUGGUGUUAUACGUGCUGGUAUGCGGCGCACUGCCAUUCGAUGGUUCCACACUUCAAUCACUCAGAGAUCGUGUUCUCUCAGGGAGGUUCAGAAUACCUUACUUCAUGAGCGAAGACUGUGAAUCCUUAAUUCGCAAGAUGCUCGUUUUAGAACCUAUGAAGCGUUAUACAGUGGAGCAGAUAAAAAAGCACCGGUGGAUGGCAGCGGAGCCCUAUACUGCUCCUACGGUAACCACCGCAGACCCAGCUCGAAGUCCAGCGCACACCACCAUGCAUAACGAGCCUAACGAACAAGUACUGCGACUAAUGCAGAGUUUGGGAAUCGACCCUAUUAAGACUAAAGAGAGUCUUCGCUCAAACAGUUACGAUCAUCACGCCGCGAUCUACCUGCUGCUGUUGGAGCGGCUGCGGGCGCGCGCGGCUGGCGGCGUUAGUGGUGGGGCGGGAGGGACUGGGGGUGCGAGUGGGCCGGGGGGUGCGGACGCACGCAGCCCGUCGCGCCGACCUUCCUCCGUCGCCGACCAGGCCCUAGCGAGGGAGCUGCAAGAUGCACGCCGGGAACAUCAUAAUAGAUUAUUACACGCUGGAGAUGCUCAAACAAGAGAGUAUAAUAGAGCAACUCCCAGUAUAUCAGCUGCGCCGGCUGACGCGUCGUCUGCCGAAACACAGCGACUUCUUUCCCUUGCCGGUGUUAACAUGACCGAGCAACGACUGCUCCAGCGAAAUUCCGACCCAUCGGAGACGCAUAGGAGCUUUCUAGUAGGAAAUCUUGAUGUCCCGUCCAAUAGAACUCACGAAGUGGAAUCCACAAGACUACUCUCGAUGCGAAACAUCGACGUAUCCCAAUCAAAUCAAAGAUUAGGCGCAAAACUAAACGAUAACGCCGUCCCCACUCACAGACUUCUCACAACAACUUAUGUACAACAGCAGAACAUACUUAAGGAAUCUAGCGAAGACUGUCGACGGAUGUUACAACAGUCGACUACAGUUGGCCUUGAGACUAAUAAACAUACUAAUGAUGGUACUAGGCUUUUAACCUCCUCGAGUUUUGAUUCAAAAUGUGCUAUUGAUGGCGGCAGAGUAGCGACGACGGAUCAGAGUGUCAUCGCUAACUUCUUACAAAAUUCUGCUUCUGCUACUAAUUUCAAUUCUGAAACUGAUAAGCUGCCAAGCUCAACUACAUUUACUAUGUGCUCUGAAGCGGCAAAACUUAUGAAUACAUUACAACAAUCGCCUUUACCGUUGAAAGGAACUGUCAACCUAAGUACAAGUCCCAUACCAACACAAUUUACUGAUACGAAACUGACUAGUGUAUUAGAACAGUCUAAACCCUUAGAAUCAACGAGGCUAGUAUCUCAAGCACAACAGCAGGAUUUAAAUCGCUUGCAGACUUGUACGCCGCCUUUUAAAGAUUAUGUGAAUCAUUUACCUUCGUAUUCUUAUGUACAAAGUGGCAUUUUGCCACCAAUAUCCAAUGCGGGUGAUACAAAUUUAUCCAUAACUGCCACUCCGGGGGAACUAUAUCAGAAUACUUUGUAUAGGCCAGAUAGCAAAUUUUCCUUAAAUAAAUAUACAACUAGUCAAACUUACACUCAAGUUCACCCUAGCAACCCAAACGAAAUGACAAAAUUUCAACAACAGUACUCAUCUUCGACCGAUGAAGGCUGCGAAACAGAUAUGGAAGACGUUCCUGCGGUACCAAGCGGAAUGCAAAAUCGUCUAAGCUCCUAUGCGAGUUCUAGCUCGAGUAGCGGCGUCGUUACCUUUUUUAACAAUAAAAGCUUAAGCCAAAACCUGAGCUGUGAUUCCUCUCAAAGCAAUUUCUCUACUUUCGAAAGCCUUGACUACCAACUCUCCGAUUGUUCCAGUGAAUUAGCGAGCAGUUUACCGAGCUGCACAUCCAACGAAGAUAAAUUAGCUUAUGAGAAUAACUCACUAGUAAAUACUAGUCCAAUGCAUCCGUGUGUUUACAUAUCUUCGUAUAACAGUAAAACUUCUGGGACGGGAUUCAUUAAUCGACACAACCCUAUUAAUUAUCAAUCUGCCAAUAAAAACUGUCAAAGAUCAAUCACAAGAAGUCCAGUUGAUUUUAGAGAAGGGCGUCGAGCCAGUGACGGUCUCGUCGCCCAACAAGCGGCUCAAUCUAACGAUACACAGAAAAAUAGCUUGGCAUUUAAUAGUCAAAAGCUAAACGAAAAUUGCAAAGCAAAAGGCGUACUAGAACUGCAUUUGGUACAAAAGGAGGCGCAAAAGCUUAAAACACAAUACCAAUCGACAAUACCAGCAGAAGAAAUGACUCAGAGACAGUUACAGCAUAAUCAGUUUGCUGCAAGUUUUUCUCCGCACUAUUUAGAUACCAAAAACCCAACCCCCAAACGAAUUAGCCUACCUGAAAGUUUUAAUUAUUCGAGUACAUCGCCACCAAUGCCAGCUAGUCCGAAAAUGAUAGCCCAGCUUCAAGAUCCACCGGAAUUGUCUCAUGGUACUUCUGUAUCUCAAGGCAGCAAACCUCCCCUACAGCAACAAUUAAUGCAGCAUAGAUUAUAUCAACAAAAGCGCCAAUUACUUCAAAAACAAAUGACGCCAUCCAAUAUAUCAGCGCAUGAAAUGGGCGCAAUCCAUACGCUUCAGGUCGGUUUAAGCAGGCGUCAGAUGCUUCGACAGCAAAGUUAUAAAAUCGCCCAGCAGCAGCAAAUAUUACCUCCAUUACCGUUAACUGAAACUGAAAAUCGUGACUUACUGGCUUUUCAAGCGAUCGUAGAAGAUCCAAAUAGGAGUAUAAAAAAAACUGAAGAGAUUCAAGAGGAUAUGUCCAAAUUCGCUUAUCAAGGUUCAAUGGAGAUUAGCAUAUUGAAUAAAGAUAGAUUAGGAAAUGAAAAUUGGUCCAACUUGCCGUCCAGUUUGCAAAGUGCUUGUCAGAUAUCAGAACUAGCGGGACGGCGGGAAAGUAGAGAGAUUCGAGAAGGUGAAAGGGAAGGAGGUAGUCAUCCUUCGAUGGAUACAUCUAUUUGGCCAGGACAAUGGAAUGCAGGGCUUUUUCAGCCACAGGCUUGUUUUCAGCCUUCUUGGCAGGGACACAGUCUACCACCUACCGGAAAUAUGCUUCCACUGAGCGAGAGUCCUAUUUUGGAGUUAACUGAACAAAUGGAAUCCAUUUAA
Messenger RNA from Parnassius apollo (apollo), 3762 nucleotides. The record is from the annotation of a GenBank genome assembly. NCBI's taxonomy places the organism in Eukaryota, Metazoa, Arthropoda, Insecta, Lepidoptera, Papilionidae.